UUGCGCCGCUGGAUCAGCCCUAGGGGAUCACCCCAUAUUGGGGCUCCACUCUAGCAGGCCAGCAGCACAUCACCUUGGCGUCUGCAGAGGAAUGAGGGUUUCCCUGUGGAAAGCAAGAUACAAAGGCUCAAGGAGACCACAGAGUCCCUGGCAUGCUUGGGAUAGGAUGAAGGGAUCGAGGAGCUCUGGCCUUGGUGCCCAGGAACCUUCCCGGUUCCCCGGGAGAACACAGCCUAGGAGCCCGGCUGGGUGCAUGGGGGCAGCGCCCUCUAGGCAGCGGAAGUGGUGCUGGCUGUACAUCCGUCCCCGCCUCGUAGAGUUAGAAGACUGGCUGGUGCGGGGGAAAAAUGCAAGGGAAAAGUCUUUGCAUCAGGUAAAGCGAGCUGUGGGGCUCCGGGAGCAGCGCCCCAAGGUCUGGGGCCAUGAACGCCAGUGGAGAGACAGACAGCUUCUCUGGAUCAGUGCAAAUCCCAGGAGGCACCACAGUGCUGGUAGAGCUGACACCGGACAUCCACAUCUGUGGCCUCUGUAAGCAGCAGUUCAGCAACCUGGAUGCCUUUGUAGCCCACAAGCAGAGUGGCUGCCAGCUGACCACCACACCUGUGACAGCCCCCAGCACGGUCCAGUUUGUGUCAGAGGAGACAGUGCCUGCCACUCAGUCCCAGACCACCACAACGACCAUCAGUUCAGAGACUCAGACUAUCACAGUUUCAGCUCCAGAGUUCGUCUUUGAACAUGGCUACCAAACGUACCUGCCCACGGAAAGCAAUGAUAACCAGACAGCCACCGUGAUUGCUCUCCCAGCCAAGUCACGAACCAAAAAGCCCACAGCGCCCUCAGCUCAGAAGAGACUCGGCUGCUGCUAUCCCGGUUGCCAGUUCAAGACUGCCUAUGGCAUGAAGGACAUGGAGCGACACCUGAAGAUCCACACUGGUGACAAACCCCACAAGUGCGAGGUGUGCGGGAAGUGCUUCAGCCGGAAGGACAAGCUGAAGACGCACAUGCGCUGCCACACGGGCGUCAAGCCCUACAAGUGCAAGACGUGCGACUACGCGGCAGCCGACAGCAGCAGCCUCAACAAACACCUGCGCAUCCACUCGGACGAGCGACCCUUCAAGUGCCAGAUCUGUCCCUACGCCAGCCGCAACUCCAGCCAGCUCACCGUGCACCUGCGCUCGCACACAGCCUCUGCGCUCGACAAUGAUGUCCAGAAACCAGCAGACCUCCCUGCUGAAGACAGCGAUGCCCAGCUGGCCCCUGCAGUCGCUCUGCCCUCAGAAGCAAAGGAGCGAACGGCCACCCUUGGAGAAAGGACUUUUAACUGCUGCUAUCCAGGUUGUCAUUUUAAAACGGUUCAUGGCAUGAAAGAUUUGGACCGUCAUCUAAGAAUCCACACAGGUGACAAGCCGCACAAGUGUGAGUUCUGUGACAAAUGCUUCAGCCGGAAGGACAACCUGACCAUGCACAUGCGCUGCCACACAAGCGUGAAGCCACACAAGUGCCACCUGUGUGACUACGCAGCUGUGGACAGCAGCAGCCUCAAGAAGCACCUGCGCAUCCACUCAGAUGAGCGGCCAUACAAGUGCCAGCUCUGUCCCUACGCCAGCCGCAACUCCAGCCAGCUUACAGUGCACCUGCGCUCACACACAGGGGACACCCCCUUCCAGUGCUGGCUCUGUAGCGCCAAGUUCAAAAUCAGCUCGGACUUGAAGCGGCACAUGAUCGUGCACUCGGGAGAGAAGCCUUUCAAAUGCGAGUUCUGUGACGUCCGUUGCACCAUGAAGGCGAACCUCAAGUCCCACAUCCGUAUCAAGCACACCUUCAAGUGUCUGCACUGUGCCUUCCAGGGACGGGACCGGGCCGACCUGCUAGAGCACAGUCGUCUGCAUCAGGCCGACCAUCCUGAGAAAUGCCCCGAAUGUAGCUACUCCUGUUCCAGCCCAGCCGCCCUGCGCGUACACAGCCGAGUCCACUGCAAGGACCGGCCCUUCAAAUGUGACUUCUGCAGCUUUGAUACAAAGCGGCCCAGCAGCCUGGCCAAACACAUCGACAAGGUGCACAGGGAAGGCGCCGUCAAGACAGAGAACAGGGCCCCGCAGGGCAAGGAUGGGCCUGGGGAGAGCGGCCCCCACCACGUGGCCAACAUCGUCACCCAGAGGGCCUUCGGAUGUGACAAGUGUGGUGCUUCCUUUGUCAGGGAUGACUCUCUGAGGUGCCAUCGGAAGCAGCACAGUGACUGGGGCGAGAACAGGAACUCGAACCUGGUCACUUUCCCCUCAGAAGGCGUUGCUUCAGGACAGCUUGGCCCCCUGGUCUCUGUGGGGCAGAUAGAGAGCACUCUGGAGCCCAGCCAUGACCUCUAAAGAAGGAAGCAUGGGCAGUCUCUCAGGAAUCUGAGCAAGGCCGAUGCCAGCCCUUCACGGGGACACCAUAGGGGGAGGACCUUGCCUUCUCUUCCAGAGCUGGCAGCUCGGUCCUCCCCAGCCUCCAGCAGCGGAGCGGCUAACCCACGAGGGCAUCGGUGUCAACACAAGGCUAUAGGGAUGCUUGCCCACAGCUCAGUUCCCUCUCUGCAAGCAUUCCCUGAGCACGCUGUGGCCUCGGCCAUCCAAAAGUGAGGACCACUAAGCACAACUCUACCCCCAUGGGGAAAAUCACUGUAUGUGAGUUGAGAUUGGAAAACUGACUCGUCUCUGGAGGAGUUAUUAAACUGACAUGCCCACCACACUGCAUGUGAACUGAGCUGUGUGGGGGCAGAAAGGAGCCCGUGCUCUGUCAGGGUUUGCAGUAAAAUCCUGUCUUAACCUGGGUAGUGACUGCUAGUAUUAGCCUUAUAUAUUUGUGUCGUUUCUUUUCUCUGGUUUUGUUGUUUUUGUUUUUUUGUUUUUCAAUAAAAAAGCAAAUGUCUCUCUGGAGGGA
Grammomys surdaster is the source of this 2919-nucleotide messenger RNA. It is a transcript of the gene Zfp64, whose product is annotated as ZFP64 zinc finger protein. The transcript is spliced from 9 exons. Gene Ontology annotation, cellular component: nucleus. The record is from RefSeq and is a predicted model, not a curated record. Gene Ontology annotation, biological process: regulation of gene expression. NCBI's taxonomy places the organism in Eukaryota, Metazoa, Chordata, Mammalia, Rodentia, Muridae. Bases 423 to 2363 code for a protein of 646 amino acids.